This is a messenger RNA of Micropterus salmoides (largemouth bass), 4068 nucleotides long. RefSeq names its product junctional adhesion molecule 3B-like. Gene Ontology annotation, molecular function: protein homodimerization activity; protein heterodimerization activity. Gene Ontology annotation, biological process: cell adhesion; angiogenesis. Bases 86 to 994 code for a protein of 302 amino acids. The record is from RefSeq and is a predicted model, not a curated record. Lineage: Eukaryota; Metazoa; Chordata; Actinopteri; Centrarchiformes; Centrarchidae. The transcript has 9 exons.
CUCCCUCUCUCCGUCCACACCAAAGCGCUUUAAGCUACUUUGCGCAUGCACGCCCAGUCAAACCUAGCAUUGCAUCGACUCCAAGAUGGCGAAAACACGUCUGGCUUACCUCCUGACUCUCCUCUCAACUCACUGCUACUUCAACACACUAGCAGUGGUCCUGAAAACAAGUAACGAAUCCCCGUGGACUGAUGAGUUUGACAAAAUUGAGUUAUCAUGCAUAAUUGAGUCCAUUACUACAACCAAUCCCAGAAUUGAAUGGAAGAAGAUAACAACCGAGGGACCAAGUUAUGUGUACUUUGACAAGAAGAUCUCAGGUGACCUGGAGAACAGAGCGAUGAUCAGAGAACCUGCCACAUUACUGAUAACCAACGCCACAAGAUCGGACACAGCGAAAUACCGUUGCGAGGUCACUGCCGCUGAUGACCACAAGUCAUUUGAUGAGAUUGUGAUUGACCUUGUUGUAAGAGUAAAGCCGGUGGUGCCAAAAUGCAGUGUCCCAAAAUCAGUGCCUUUUGGGAAGUCAGCUGAGCUGAGCUGUGUGGAGGAGGAGGGCUUCCCCAAGUCUCAGUACCAGUGGUUCAAGAACAGGGAGGAGAUCCCCAACGACCCUAAGACCAGCCUCAAGUUCUUCAACUCCACAUACACGCUCAACGCAGAAACAGGAACUCUGAAAUUCAGCGCAGUCAGAAAAGAAGAUGCAGGCGAGUACUUCUGCAGAGCGAAGAACGAUGCAGGACACUCCGAGUGUCCAGCCCAGCAGAUGGAAGUCUAUGAUAUUGACGUUGUUGGGAUUGUACUGGGAGUGCUGGUGGUGGUCGCAGUGCUGUUGUGUAUAACAGUGGGGAUCUGCUGUGCGUACAAGCGAGGCUUCUUCUCCAGCCAAAAACAGACGGGAAACAAUUACAAAGUUCCAGCUAAAGGAGAUGGGGUGGAUUACGUCAGGACGGAGGACGAGGGGGAUUUCCGACACAAGUCGUCAUUUGUGAUCUGAAAUGGGAGAGGAUGAUGAGGGGCAUUUUGCUGAGCGAAAGACGUGACACGCGGGACUGCUCUCCACGCUGUCUGACCACAGAGCUGCCCCAGUUCAUGCUCUGAGCUCGGCUGAAACCCAACCACUCAAGUUUGCCAAAGGUGACAAGAUUCCACAGGACAACAAUAUCUAAAACUAUUACACAUGUAGGGACUGUGAUUCAUUUGUCAACGUUUAUCACCACCAACUGAAUUCUUUUGCUAAAUUAGGGAGUUUUUACUUUACAGUCGUUGCAUGGUUUUAAACACCAGUCGAGGCGGAGAAAGCGGAAACAUUUCUUUGCCCUGCCAGGUAGAAACGGCGGAGUCUCUUUCCUCCACCGCCAGCCGAUCAUGACAUCUUUCUACUGUAAAACAUUUAGCUUCAAGCCUUUUGUCAUUUGUAUAACAUUUCUUUUCUACUGUUGAAAUUUGUCGGACUAUUUUUGAUGGAAUAUAUUUUAAAAUGCCUAUAGAUAAAGGUUUACUUUUUUAAAUAUUUGUAAAAUACUAACAUGUGUUUUUUUUUUUUUUUUUUUGGUUGUGGAUAAAAAAAUAUGGAACACUUUAACCACUUUGCAUCAAGCUGUAAGCUUUUACACCUUUGCAAUCGGAAGAAAGAAAGACAAAUGAAAAAUGACUUGUAUUAGCAUAUCAAGAUGUGGUUCUUGAUCAGCGGUCUUACAUAUUUAAUUUCUCCGCUGGGAAUGCCCAGUUUCUGUUGUGAGAGACUUCCACGUUGAUGUUUGUAGAUAGUCUUUGUAUAGAGGCUUUGAAGAGUGCCAGUCAAAUGCUGUGAAACACUGUACACAAUCAGUGCCGCAUUUUCUUGAUUUUUAAGUGUCCUUCUUUGCUUGCUGUUAAUCUUGUAUAUAUUGAAUUUGCUGUCCAGGAUAGAGUUUUGCUGUCGUACGUAUGUUCAGUGUUACACUAUAAUAAUACUAGUAUAAUACUUAUUAGACAGGGUUUGUAAGUUAACCUUCCAGACCAAACAAAACUCCAUGAUAAGUUGUAAUACUGUAGACAUGGUGUAAAAGUCUCUAUUCAGAAUUUGGAAUAGAAAGAUCUGUUUGUUACUGUGAGUGACAGCUCAAACCUGUUAUCAGGACUUUGUUAUUUUAACUACUGAGUCACUUAUUUUUAAGCUACAAUUACAAAAGGUAUCAACAACACUGGUGAAAAAGACCCAGCUGUAUAGUACACACACAGAGUACUGCAGUCAGAUCGACCAGAGUAAUCACAAUAUACAAUCUCUGACACGAAUCCUGGUCCAAUCUGUUUACAGACCUGUUUUUGCUAAUACGUGUGUUGAUUAGUACAGUAGACCUUAUCUAACAUUUCUAACCUUUAGUUGUGACUAAAUGUUUUAGAUGGAAAGAAAAUCAUGUUCGGUUCCACUGAAGCUCAUAUUGUACUCAUUCCUCUCAGCUAAAGGCACACAGAUCUGAUUCUACACCCGAGUGUUACAGUAACAUACAGCUGGGGUCUGGAGGGUUAACAGCUGUACUGAUUGUAUAUAGAUAUUUCUUUUUUCCUCUCUCUCUCUCUCUCUCUCUCUCUCUCUCUCUCUCUCUCUCUCUCUCAAGAAUAUGUAAAGUGGUGAAAAAUGUAAACAUUUCCUAUUUGAGGCGACAUGAAACUCUUUCCAUUUGUAAGACAGAGAAAAGGUAACAUUUUGUCACGUCAUUCAUAACACAUGAACAACAGCUUCCUAACAGCAGAAACAGCAAAUUCAGUCAUGAUUCAAUCCGUGUGUCAGUCUUAAAAAUGCUGACCAGAAGAUGAAUGUUAUGAAUGUUUUUAUCGGCAAGCCUGGUAAAAUGUUACCUGAAUAUCAGUCAUGGUAGAGACGAUCUGCCCAUCAUUUGCACAUAGGAAGUUGUCAACACUGCUCAGUCUUUUUCCAAGUUAACAUGUUGCAUUAAGGAACCAAGAGAAAACAUUUCUAAGUGUGCUUAAGUUCACAAAUGACUCCUGUUACAGGAAUAUCGUGUGGUGAGAUACAAGUCACGCAGCUCACACAGAUGCACACAUUUCCCCUGCUCAUUUGUACAAAUUUCAUUCCUCUUAAGUGCCUUCUGCCUUUAAAGUAGUCCAGUUUCUCUACAGCCAUGCUCUCUCCCACUUUCUAUGAUACUCAAUGGUCGGAGGCUUUGUGUUUUGCAUUCAUUUAACCACAAGCACGGCGUUUGAGAGGAAUGAUAUCACCUCAAAUUUCCCCCUUCUCCUUCUUUACAUGCGUAUCUGCAAAUUUGUAAAUAGCAUUUUUCAUAGAUAUGAAGGUGUAGACACGUUGAAGUAGAAUAGAAAUAUAUUAGUGCCUAAAUAUAGUGGGAAUUAUUUUUGGUAAACACACAUAGCACUAUUAGGCAAAAGAAAAAGAUGGAUACCCAAAGCAGGGACAUUUUAUAACACGUUCAAAAAGACCCAUUCUCCUGGUUAACUGAGGUCUGUUUUCAUUCAUAACACUGACAGCCGGGGGAAUUUGACCCACAACUGCUUUCAGAAAUGAACCCAAUGCUCAAACCAAGAGUUGACUCAGUAUUCAUGAAGGUGUCAUGCAGCUGUAAUGGAGCUGACAUUGUUCAGGCAGUAGGAACCGUUUUGUUUUUUGUUUUUUUUAAAAAUUGGAGUUCAUGCAAAGCGUCAGCCUCAGACAACAAACAGGAAUUCAUAUACAGCAGCUAUACGUAGGCUUACAGCUAGCCCACAGGCAGUCCUGAACGUGUCUGUAGUCUGGUUAGAUGUAAGGCAGCGCUGAUAGAGAUUAUAUUUACUUCGCAGUGAGCAAUGGUUUCCACGGUGUGUUCAGCAUUAGGGGAGAAAGUUAAACCAAGCUCACCACUGUGUUUCAACUCAAGGAUGGCAGCGCUCCACUGAUCCAGCACUGUAAAACUGUUACUGACUGAGGACUAGUACAUCAUGUAAGGAAACAUGAUUUUCUGAACCAAACUCACAUACAGUAGAAUGUCCAUUUGGGGCCUGCUGGGGUUGUUUCUGUUCAUUUUAGAACCACUCUAUUUGUGAUUAAUAAAACUCACUUCUAAUAUUACUGGA